AUGGGCAUGCUCCCUGUGUCAGAGCGGGCACCCUGGAACGCAACCUCCGUGGUGCCGGGUGCUGGCAGCGGGCCCCUCUCCGGCCCCUGGUACAGCGCACACGAGACUCAGCUCCUGGGAGUUUUACUUGCUGCUGCUUCCAAUUUUCUGAUUAGUGUCUCUCUGAGCAUACAGAAAUGCACUCAUCUCCAACUGGCUUGCCAGGCAGAGCCACAGCCCUACUACACGAGCAGCCUGUGGUGGUGUGGAGUUACCCUCCUGGGCCUUGGAGAGGUUGGCAAUUUCACAGCCUAUGGGUUUGCCCCCAUUGCCCUCGUCGCUCCGGUGGGAUGUGUGGCUGUCAUAGGCAGUGCAUUUAUUUCUGCCUUCUUCCUAAAGAGGACCAUGAGGGCUGCUGAUAUAUUGGGAGGAACGCUGGCAGUGGCAGGGACAUGUUUGCUGGUGACAUUUGCUCCAACUGGCCCCCAAGAGCUCACAGCAAGACGAGUCCAGAAUUACUUGGUGAGCUGGCCUUUCGUGUUAUACAUGGUCUUAGAAAUUAUCACCUUCUGCAUUCUCCUCUACUGCUACAAAAGAAAGGCUGUGAAACACAUCGUGGUUCUGUCCAUGAUGGUAGCACUGCUGGCAUCCUUGACUGUCAUUGCUGUGAAGGCUGUGGCCAGCAUGAUAGCUCUCUCUGUGAGAGGGAAAAUGCAGCUGACAUACCCUGUCUUCUACAUCAUGAUUGUCUUAAUGGUGACUUCUUGUGCUUUCCAAGUCAAGUUCCUGAAUCAAGCAACUCAUCUGUAUGACUUGCCAGCAGUUGUGCCCAUUAAUUUUGUGCUCUUCACCAUUAGUGCCAUCAUUUCAGGGGCCGUAUUUUAUCGGGAAUUCCAAAGUGGAGCUCCGCUGAGCCUCUUCAUGUUUCUGCUGGGAUGUCUCCUGGCUUUCCUUGGUGUGUUUGUGAUUGCAAGAAAUCAAAGAGAGGAAGAGUUACAAAUUCCUUUUAUUGACUGUGGAAGUAUUCCUGGGCAAAAAUUGAUAGGCAAAAUACAACCAGAUUCUCCCAGUCCAGGCUAUGGCACUUGGAAUAAUGAAGAUGAUGUGGUGAAGUCAGAUCUGAAAGGAGAAAACACCUUACAUGCCAAAUGA
Indicator indicator is the source of this 1131-nucleotide messenger RNA. RefSeq names its product NIPA like domain containing 2 (gene NIPAL2). Gene Ontology annotation, cellular component: membrane. The record is from RefSeq and is a predicted model, not a curated record. The transcript is spliced from 11 exons. Gene Ontology annotation, biological process: magnesium ion transport. NCBI's taxonomy places the organism in Eukaryota, Metazoa, Chordata, Aves, Piciformes, Indicatoridae. Gene Ontology annotation, molecular function: magnesium ion transmembrane transporter activity. Bases 1 to 1131 code for a protein of 376 amino acids.